Molecule: messenger RNA, 303 nt
Organism: Rangifer tarandus platyrhynchus (Svalbard reindeer)
Lineage: Eukaryota; Metazoa; Chordata; Mammalia; Artiodactyla; Cervidae
Source: the annotation of a GenBank genome assembly
AUGCGGAAACUGGGUGCCCGCGCUCGGAUAUUCACACCCCGGGCCCAGUCAGCGUGUGCAAGUACCGCGCCUGCGCCGCCGCUGCCCAAGUUAAGCGCAAGCACGCGGCGCCGUGGUCCGCGUCUAGGCACGCUCUCCCAGUGCCAGGGCCGAGCGUCAACGAGCACGCACGCGCGGACGCCUACGCACGCGCACGCACGCACGCGCCGCGGCCCUCCCCCCAGCGGGCGUAUCUCGUGGCCCGACUAUUGCCCAGGGCGCAGUCUGUCCGUCAGGCUUUCUGCUGCGCGCCCUUGGGGUUAA